Molecule: messenger RNA, 10008 nt
Organism: Porites evermanni
Lineage: Eukaryota; Metazoa; Cnidaria; Anthozoa; Scleractinia; Poritidae
Source: the annotation of a GenBank genome assembly
AUGGCAGUAACUUACAGCAAAGACGUCUUUGACCGUGGCAGCAAAGUAGUAUGUCCGAGACAUGUAGUACAGUAAAACCCGUGUGUAAGAAUCUAGUCGUUUAAGAACCUGCUGGCAGAAAUAUGCCAUUUUAAUACCCCAAAAUAUAUAUAAGAACAUGUUUAGCCAAGAAAAAUCAAGCAGGUCCUUAUAUGUUGGUUACACUAAAGUUAUGAUAAACAUUUUAUUCAAGGAGUUUGACUUUGAGAUUGUAAAUUGGUAUUACAAGAAAUUACUGUACCAAACUGCAAUUAGAAUAAAAGGUGUAAUUGUAAUUCCUACAACAAAAGCAGGUUUAUAUAAAGUACAGAUUUUAUAAAUUGUCUUCAACCGCCGCCUGGUCAGCUCAGUUGGGAGAGCACCGGUCUGCAGAGCGGGAGGUCGCGGGUUUGAACCCUGGCCAGAACAACACUCAGGGUCUUUAAAUAACUGAGGAGAAAGUGCUGCCUUUGUAAUGACAUCUGCAUCUGCAUCUUGGAUAAGGACGGAAAACCGUAGGUCCCGUCUCACAGCACUUACACUUAUCUGGUUCUUGUGGGACGUAAAAGAACCUACACAACUGUGCCAAAAGAGUAGGGGAAGUAGACCCCGGUGAUGUGGUCAACCUUUACACAUCAGUCACAUCAUGGGUUGGGUGGGCACAGUAAGCUCAUAAAUGGACUGAGGGCAGCUGCCGCCUUUGUAUGCUGAUGUCUGAGCGUACUCUUCACAUGUUAAUAUAUCUUGUAAAGAGGGCACGUCUGUCCUCAUCCAUGAUUCCUUCGUUCCGUCCUGGACCUUGCACAAAAGAGGUUUCCAUUUGCAAUGUACAGUUGUGAAUAAGGACCAAACUCAAGUAUAUUAUUUUUCUGGUAUUAUUUUUCUACAGUUACAUCUNGGUGUAAUUGUAAUUCCUACAACAAAAGCAGGUUUAUAAAAGUACAGAUUUUAUAAAUUGUCUUCAACCGCCUCCUGGUUAGCUCAGUUGGGAGAGCACCGGUCUGCAGAGCGGGAGGUCGCGGGUUUGAACCCCGGCCAGAACAACACUCAGGGUCUUUAAAUAACUGAGGAGAAAGUGCUACCUUUGUAAUGACAUCUGCAUCUGCAUCUUGGAUAAGGACGGAAAACUGUAGGUCCUCGUCUCACAGUACUUACACUUAUCUGGUUCUUGUGGGACGUAAAAGAACCUACACAACUGUGCCAAAAGAGUAGGGGACGUAGACCCCGGUGAUGUGGUCAACCUUUACACAUCAGUCACAUCAUGGCUUAGGUGGGCACAGUAAGCUCAUAAAUGGACUGAGGGCAGCUGCCGCCUUUGUAUGCUGAUGUCUGAGCGUACUCUUCACAUGUUAAUAUAUCUUGUAAAGAGGGCACGUCUGUUGUUCUCUCAUCCAUGAUUCCUUCGUUCCGUCCUGGACCUUGCACAAAAGAGGUUUCCAUUUGCAAUGUACAGUUGUGAAUAAGGACCAAACUCAAGUAUAUUAUUUUUCUGGUAUUAUUUUUCUACAGUUACAUCUCCUUCAUAGAACUGAAGAACCUAAUUAAGAACAUACUUUGGCUAAAUUGCCAAUGACUAGCCCAAAAUACAAGAACGUUUUUUGCCAGACUCAAAAUACUGCAGGUCCUUACACGUGGGUUUUUACUUGUUUUACUGCAUUAUCAUAAAACGUAUCAAAAUGUAUUACUUAUCACAAUUUAUUUAUUACACUCAGGUCACUGCUGAUGCUAACAUGGGUUGUACAAAUUCAUUUGGUGCUAGUUCUGCUGCGGCAGCCAUGGCCUCAGGACUUAUUGCCUUGAUGCUGAGUGCAAAGUGAGUAGUGCUUUAAAAAUUGCUGAUUGGAUUCUCUGCAAUUUUAUUAGGACCACGGAGAUACCGAAUAUUUAUACCCUAUCCAUAUUGGCCCCACGUUGCAUUUAUAUUUUAUUUCAGCUCAUAGGCCGUUAUUUGAAAAUUACAUAAUUAUAUUACAAUUAUUUAUUGCUCUUCUAUGUUUUUACGGGUUUAGAUUGUCAGAUGUUGUCUAUAAAUACAGCGUGAUCAACAGCACCCUCUUCGCUCUCGCUUAGCCAGCUUAAACCAACAUCUUUCGACUACCUACAAAAUUCGUGAAUAUUAUUAGAAAUUACUGGAUGAGGCUGAGUAUGAUAAAGAAUUUUGCAGAUUAAGGAAGAUGUUAUCAGGUAACACCCUCCUCGAUCUGCAUAACAGACCAUUAAUUUUUACAGUUGUACCCUAGCCUUCGAGUGAAUGCGAGGCUGACGGUGACCAUGUUUUGAUACAAACCUCCUUUGCUUUGUUAUGGAAAUUGUCCUUGAAAAAUACUGCUUAGCAUAUGAAUAUUUUGAUUUUCAUAAUAAAGCAGGAAGGUUUGUCUCAAAACAAGGUCACCGUCGGCCUGGCUUCCUUCCAUAACCGCUGUAAAGUGGCCUAUAAAGUGUUUUCACUAAUUUGACCAGCCGUUUCAUUGUUUUGGAGCACCAAUAUGGCCGCCGUGACGUCUUGUGAAAACCCUCUAUUCUUCAUUUAAAUGGAGCGUUUUCACAUGACGUCACAUGACUUGUUGUUGUUCCAAGACAAUCCUGUGGGAAUUGAACUUUUUUCUUAUGCAAAGACUUUCUUUUGUUCCAAUAGAUUAGCAUAGAUGCUGGCCACGUGAGUGAAAACGCACUAUACCAAAUCCGAAUCCAAUAAUUGUUUCAUUAUUCAUUCGAAAUAUUUUCAACCUCAAAACAUGCUUAACAAGAAAAGGUAUCGUAUGACAGAAACAAGUAAUGAGGAUAAAAUCGAUCGACGUUUCGGGUUCACUUUCAAGAUAAAAAUGUGUCAGGUAGAUAAAUUGCAUAUUUUCAUAUAUGUUAAUUUAUCAAAUUGAUACUUUUUGGUCUUGAAUAUGGCGUCACUAAAAAUGACCUCGAAACGUCGAUCGAUUUUAUCCGAGAUAUUAUUUACUUGUUUCUCUAUUAGAAACAUACUUGACUCUGAGUAAAAAUUUCUUCUUCAAAACAUUCGUAAUAGUUUGGCUAUUUCAUUUUCGCUCAAUAUACAAGAUAUUCCGCGAUUUUCUGCCGCUCUGUACUACCAAAACAGCUAAGCAAUUGCGCCGCCUGUCCCUCUUUCUCUUGAAAUCAGUACAAUUGGCGUCAAAACUUCACAAAUAUCGAAAAAAAUCUUCCAAAUUUGGUCAAUGCUUGCUGGUUUUGUAGAUUUAGCGUGAUAAUUUAAGCCAAUCAAAAACGGAGGAAUAUUUUGAAUGAAAAGUGGUUAACAAUUAUUGAAUGAGAAAGAAUUAUGCAGAUCGAGUAAUGGAUGGGGAGCUGCAUAAAUUUUUAGACCAAGCGAAAGCUUAAAUCAAUAAUUCUUAAUUACUAUUCAUACAAAAAAAAAGUUCUUACAGGUAUCCUUUCCUCCUCGCAGACUUUCUUACCAAACAUUUGCCCUGUUUGUCAGAACGAUUAUUGCAGAUACUCUUCAAAAAGUAGAUGACAUUCAUCCAGCAAUGUUUUUUGACGUAGUCUUGCCUUUCUCCUUUCAGUUUUAGUCAUCCUCGGAGACCCAGGGGCAGUCAGUCGGGCCGGCAGAAAAGGCGCGACGAAAGUUCUCAAGCACAGGCGGAAAAGCCCCUGGGUACCGAUUCUCACCGGACCAUUUCCAAACGGUCAAGCGAAUGCUGGCUGGCUGGCUGAUUGGGCACAAAAAAAAAAUGCUUUGUAUUAUUGUGCCGAAUCGGCGAACAGCAUCUCCAGAGUUCUUUUCGUGAAUUCGUACACGAGUGCUUAUCUCGCCACAGUUGCCCGGUUCGUUCACAAAGCUUUCCUAACCUGAAACGAAGGAACUACCGAUGAGUCGUAAACCGUUUCGGAUGCUAUCAGCAGGAGCAAGAGCCAUAAUGGGUCUUGGCAGGAACAAUUCAAUUUGCACUGAGAAAAUUCUGUUUCUGACGGAUCACAACAUAUCGUAAAUAAUAUCAAGUUUAAGAUGUGGCGGUGACGAGAAAGUAAAAAAACAAUAGCUUGACAAGGCAAAAAGACAACUUUGCACGUGCAUAACGCUUUUUUGUACAUUUCUUUGCAGUCACUGCACGACUACCACGUGAAAAUGCCUAAUUUCACGUUUUGUGAAGGACGUAAACAAGCAAUGACAAAAUUAUAUUUCUCUUUAUGAAGUUGGAUAUGGUUGAUAGAAAUUUAGCUCCAGAAGAGUUCGCUUGCAUUUGACAAAGCAAGCGAGUUGGAAUAAUCACGAUAGAGACUUAAAAAAUGUGAAUUAACUUUUCAUCCGUGGCUUUCAGCUGUCGCGACAUCUUAAACUCCCUAAUAUGUCUAAUAUUCACGAAGGCGUGAUCGAUGCAAGCUUGAAUACCUGUUGUAAUCUCAAGCUUGUAUUUUUGGAAAAGUGUCUUUAGUUUUCGGGUAGGAAGUAUUUUGAAAUGAUUCCGGAGAGUUUUUAUCAAACUGAAAGUUUCCUGACUGCGUGCAUUUCUUUGGUGUAUGAGCCCGACAAGCCGUAAUCGAGUCAAUAGCCGUCGUGUACGAAUUCACGAAAAGAACUCAGGAGAUGCUGUUCGCCGAUUGGGCACAAUAAUACAAAGCAUUUUUUGUGCCCAAUCAGGAGCCAGCAUUCGCUUGACCGUUUGGAAAUGGUCCGGUGAGAGUCCGUACCCAGGGGCUUUUCCGCCUGUGCUUGAAAACUUUCGUCGCGCCUUUUCUCCCCGCCCGACUGACUGCCCCUGAGUCUCCGAGGAUGAGUUUUAGUCUGAAAUUCGGCUAUUUCGUCUCCAGAAAGCCGUGUAGUCUUUUAAUACAGUAAAUCCCCGAUAACUCGAACCCCUCGCUAACUCCAACUAAGUCCAACUUCCGUUGGAUAUCAACCCACUUUCCAGUCAUUUUUACUCGGUUAACUCGAACACGCAUAACUCGAAUUCCCCGCUAACUCGAACUACAUUUCCUUCCCUUGAACAAAAAGUCACUGAACAUUUCCCCGAUAACUCGUUUUCUGGUUCUUUCAAAUCCACUCGAAUGUCGUCCCAUUAAAAAGCGACUAAAACUAACACGGAUCAACACUAAAGCAAUUUAAUUUUAACUGGUGAAACGAACAAAUCACGUUUUAUCAUAAAUAAAUGCCUUAUCAUUUGCACUGCACCGUAAACUGAAGUGCUGAAAAUCAUUAAGUAUCAGUUAUUAAAUUGGAAAAUUGAAUUUUUCAAUGGACCCCGAAUACACUAGAAUCUCGGCUAACUCGAACUGUUUUUCGUUUCCCUUCAGCGUUCAAGUUUCCGGGGUACUACCGUAUAUGUUUGCGUUCACUCAUGCACAAACCUAUUUUAUGUCGGUGCAAUAACCCAUCGAGUCGGUUGGUUAUUGUCUACAUUUUCCAAAUAUCGUCAGUACCAGCUUGUUAUGAAGAAUUAAGCGGAGGAUUGGAGCCAAUCAAAAAAGGCAAAAUACUCUGAGCGAAUAAUUAUUACAGUUAUUGAAUGAGGCUGAUACGGCCUCGGUGGAUAGCACCUUCCUCGACCUCCAUAAUUCUUCAGAUGAUACGAAAGCCGAAUUCAAUAAUUGUUUUAUUAUUCAUUCAGAAUAAUUCCUAGUUAAAAAAACAUGCUAAAACAUGCUUAUCUCCAUCGAUGUUAAGUUCGUCUUCGAUAGUGCACGUUAAACGGCAAGUUUAGGAGAUAAAGGGUUGUUCAGCUCCGCAAAUAUUCUCCAAAUAGCAGACGUCGUCCUUCGAGUUGUCUUCUUGCAGUUCUGCUAGGUUUUUAGCCAAUAGUUGGCCUAUGUCUUCCUGGUAAUACGAGUAAAACGUUCUGCCAGUUUGAUAUGGCUGCCAAAGUAACACAACCUCGUCCCCAGGUCUUCCGGGUUAACGGUUCAAUAAUCUCCAACUUUGCUGCACUUUUGACGUCAUCAGUUCAAUAUGGCAAAAUCCUUUCAAAUUUGGUCAACAGUAGCUGGUUAUGGUGAAUUAUGCGUAUGAUUUUAGCCAAUCAGAAACGGAGAAAUAUUGUAAAAGAAUAAUUAGUAGUUAUCCCACGAGCGCGCACGUUGGAAAUGAGAUGAUAGACAGCCAAUUAGGCGCGAAGCGUCGAGUUGGUUAUAAUCAUGUCACAAGCGCGAGUGGAAAAAUUAGUUUAUUAAAAACGCCCACAAAAUAUCACUAUCACUAUAUCAAAGACGGGGUAAUGCAAGAAGCUCGUGUAAAGCUUUUUCUUGAAGUUGUUUGAAACCGGUCGCUGUAUGUCUGUCUGUCUGUCUGUAAAAAGAUUUAUUGAUAGAUUGAUUCGUUUAUGUUAAAAGUGCUUCUUUUCUUUCCUUUUGUUAGCUCAGUCCUUUCCUGGUGAGACGUACAGCACAUCAUUGCGUGGACUGCAAGGCAAGAUCCUGUUGCAAUCAGUAAAAGCUCAUGGACCGUUAAUAAGGCUAAUUUGAGUGGUUAGUUUAUUCCUCCUGAUCUUUAUAACAGCGUGAAUGUUUUUAUAUUAGUACUACAAAAUGCAUUUUCAUCGAAUUGCUACUGCUUCUGUUUUUGUUCAAAAAUGCUUUAUGACUUGUUUAAUUUUUUUGAAAAUACAAAAACGAAUGUCGAUUCAGUAAAAUAAACGUAUCUGUACGGUAAUGAAACUGAUAACAGCGGUGAUGACAGCAGAAGGAGUAUAUAAUUAUAAUAUUAAUAUAAUAAUGACGAUAAUAUAUACAUUAGCUUAUAUUCAACUAAAGACCAUUUUAACUGUGCGUUAUAAUGUUUAACAAAUAAUGAAAACUUUAAGCUCUAGUUUUAAUUCGAAAUCCUAAACUUCCUUCCUAGAAUUCUAGAUAGAAAUCAGUACAGUGGAAUCCCUUUAAUACGGUCACCAAUGGGUCAUAAAAAUUUGGCCGUACUAACUGGGUGGCCCUAUUACCCGGGACAGGGUCAAAUUUAAUGACUUACGCCGGGCGGAAUAGCACAUGCACCAUACAUCGCAUUCGCACUUCUUGAACAACUGUUCACUUUAAUGAACUACCGGAAUGGAGAUAUCGCGUACUGUAAUUGCAAAAACUACAGUCAACUCCCGAUAACUCGAACCGUCAAGGGAAAUGGAAAAAGGUUCAAAAAUAGCCGGGAGUAAGGAAAGAGACAGUUUUUACUGAAUAGUGAACAUUUUAAUCAUAUUUAAUUGUAGAAACGUCAAGUGAAAAUUAAAAGAUACUUCCAGUUUAUAAAUCAGAACGUAACAUAACAAAACCUUGCUUAUACUAGAGCAUGCAUUUUACUGUUUUGAGAAGUUAGUUAGAUUUGCGACAAACAACACAGCCUCCACUAGUAAACUAUAUACCUACAAGACAUCAAUGGGAAAUUGAAAAUUCAAUGUUUCGACGCAAGUAGACUGUUUUUUCCCGACUUUUAAGGGUUCAAAACACGGUUCGAGUUAUCGAGGGUAAAAUUAUAUAGAAAUGAUCUGAGGGGAAACAAAAACUACGUCGAGUUAGCGGAAGGUUCGAGUUAUCAAGGGUUCGAGUUACUGAGGGUAAAAUUACAGUAAACGUAUGACGGAAAUCCAGGGGUUGGUUCGAAUUAGCGAGGGUUUGAGUUAUCGGGAGUCAACUGUACUUGAAACUUUUCUUUAGUACAUAAAAUUAAAAAAAUCAGCUAGCAACAAAUGGAUUUUGAGUGUACUGUGGUCUAAAACAAUACAAGAACAUGCUCAGCUAGGUCAGUGAAAUUGACAUAUCACAGGUAUUUUAAUUUUCUAUAUUUUAAUGGCAUGGCCGUAUCAACGGGUUGAAAUUAGAAGGGAUUCCACCGUUUGGGAUUUAAAAAUGUGGACGUUGGUCGUAUUAACUGGUUAACGCAAAAACGAGGGGUUCUUUUUUAUAGGAAAAUGUGUGACCGUUUUGCCAGGCCAAAAAAUUUGCUGCACACUGUAAUAACGAGGUGACCGUAUUACCGAGGUGGUCGUAAGGCGGGGUUUCACUGUAAUGACAUUUUGAAACCCCCCUAAAUAUUAAUCAAUUAUUAUUAAUGAUUAAUGAAAAUAGGCUAGCAAACGCCUUCUGGAACAAAUGUGUAUGAAAAGAAUCUGUAAAACGUACGGGUAUUAGCCGACAAUAGUAUUUCUAAUGUAAAGGGAAGAUUAUUCCAUUAUAAUUUAGGGGCAGCCACAGAGAAUGAUCGGUUAUCCAGCGUAGUAAAAGACUUUUAUGUUGGAAAGUUUAGAAUUAUGCUGUUAUUUGAUCCUAAACAAUAAUACUUCCCUUUUUUCUUUCGUUACAUUUGUUGUUGUAUCUUUCCUCAGUUAAUGAUUAUGUUGGAUUUGGCUUUAUGGAUGCCACUAAGAUGGUCGAUGCAGCACUGAAGUGGACGACUGUUCCUGCAAAUGUUAACUGCACCAUUCCAGAUCCCCGUGGAAAUAGGUAGCGUACUUAGAACCUGACUCUUUUUCAUGCUUCGUAAUUAUCCACUCCCCCUAGAAGUAGGUGCAAUUACGAUUAUCAUUUAUGCCAGCAUUUUGACCUAUUUAAAAUUGACCAUAAAACAGUGUGGGUUCUUAUUACAAACGUUUUGUCAAUAACUUAGUGUAUACUCGCCCAUAUUUAUUGAGAGCUAUUGCUCGUAAGAGUAGAAUAAUUGUACCUGCAUAAUAUGUUUGUGUUUGGAUCCUCAAGCUAUAUUGCGAAUUUUUUUUAUUAUUAUCAUUUUAACCGCAGCGGGACUAGCUCAGUCGUUAGGGCGCUUGACUGUUGAGCGGGAGGAGGUUUGGAUUCCCGGGGCCAAACCAUUACCCAUGAUCAGGGUCAAAAGGUGGCUCGAUACAGUUUUUCAGGUUCAAUACCUCCCAAGUUUGAGCAUAAACUACGUCACCAUAAACAAAAAUUUGGAACAACUGCCACCAGAGUUGUAUUAGAUAAAGAUGAAAAUUUGUUAUGAUCAGGGUUGCAAUGACAAAAAAUUGGUGAUAGCAUCAUUUCGUUGCUAGGUCAACUCCGAUAUCGUUGCAACCCUGAUCAUAAAUUUUCAUCUUUUAUUUAAUGCAACUGUGGUGGCAAUUUUUCCAAAUCUUUGUUUAUGGUGACAUAGUUUCUGUUCAAACUUGGAAGGUAUUGAACCUGAAAAACUGUAUCGAGCCACCUUAAGACAACUUAGAAAUGGAGGUACUGCCUUUGCCCUGCAAACGGCUAGACCUUCACGUGGCUCGGAUGACCUCGUAAAGUGGCGGUCCCGUUCCCAGAAGGGGACAUAAAAAUAGUGUCCUCAAUUAGUACCUUUGUGCUAAAUACAUAGGUGCAUGUUUUUCACUGGCCCAGAAAGAGGUAAACUUAUAGAACACUGUGCCGGAAGCGAAUGUGCAAGCCGAUUUCUACCUUGUGUUCAGUGAUCAAACGUUUAAUAUGCUGUAUUGUAAACCAAACAGACUGAUUGAUUUUCCAUUUUCUGUCUGAACAUAAAUGCAUGUGCACCUUUUGAGGUCUACAAAAACUGCAGAAUGCACAAGUCAAAGAGACACAGCCUUGAGCAUUAAUUUUUUACGGGUACUAAUCUUUCUCUUGAAAUUCAUAUAUUCACCUUCAUAUCUUAGUCUUCUACGGGUACGUAUAUUAUACGAACUCACAAAGUGACCAGCUCCCAUUUAGUUUAGUUUCAUACCUUAGUCGCAACUGAGAUUAUCACAGAGGUCAUUGAAUCGGAUUCCGUUCUUAAGCCUGAACUUUUUUUCAAGUUUCUUUUUCGCAACCGCUUAAGUUUCGUACUUAACUGUGAUGAUCUUUUUCCCUUCUUUCUUUUCAUUUAUUCUUUCUGCUAAAUCUUUCUUUCGCAAUUUUAAUGUAUCAAAUUCUGAUACAUUUACUUUCAGAAUUAUUAGCAUCGUCAUAAUUUUAUCUUUAAUUUACCCUUCUUUUCUCUUUCUUUCUUCCUCUAUUUAUUCGCCUUUCAGUCCGAUAAUGUUUAACGAAUCUUUUGAAGACACCAUCGAUCUAUCAUGGACCUUGUCAUUUACGAAACCGCUCUUUUAG